UCGUUUUUAAACCGCAGUUUAUGUAUAAUUAUGGGUUAAUAUUUAUGGUGUGUAUAGUAUUAAAGAUCUAGCUAGCUAGCUAUUAAAAGAUGAACGCCAGUGUUGAGAGCCUGGUUCUUAUCAAGUACUAUGACAAGCUUCAGACAAUGAUCCAAGGAGAAAUUGUAUCAAUGUCCACUAAAGCACUGUCACAACAUCUGCUGUCCUCUGGAGAACACUCCAAGUGCAUUCACAUGAUCUACACUAAUGAGCAAAAGGCAAUGUUCUUCAUGCAGGCUAUAAAGAACAGAGUAGACGUUGACUCUGCUUGUUUUGGGACCUUCUUGGGGGUACUCAAACAAGAGCCAUCGUACAAAUUCAUGACGGACAAGUUAGAGAAGGAAGUUGAAGAAAGGAAAAACAAGCGUCCUGGGUCUGAAACUGGUGCCGAUUACAGUCCACAACCAAGCAUUGGUGCUACAAUCAAUGCUGAUGGUGGUGAUAGUGACGACUUUCUGUCAGUGGAUAACACGACUGUGCUGGAUAACGAAGAUUGUUUUGAUGUGGUAGAAGAGGUAUCCGAUUUGGCUGUCAGGUUCAUUCAACUUGGUAAAGCUCUUCGUCUUGUAAAAGCUGAUAUGGACAUUAUCCAGAGCAAGCAUAAGGAUGAACCGAAGGCAGGGCUAUAUGCAGUAAUAGAAACAUGGUUGCAACACAAUCAUGCUAUUUCUAAACAUGGAGUACCGACCUGGAGGGUGUUGGUAAAGGCAGUCGCUCAUCCAUAUGGUGGAUCCAAUUGUGCCUUAGCUAGAAAAAUUGCUGCAAACCAUCUUUCCAGUGUUGGCCAGGCCUCUAGCUGAUUGUACAUAAUUUUUUUCUGUAUAACAACGUAGAAUUUUAUAUGCAUUUACAUUGUA
Messenger RNA from Halichondria panicea, 896 nucleotides. RefSeq lists its product as uncharacterized. The transcript is spliced from 4 exons. The record is from RefSeq and is a predicted model, not a curated record. The coding region runs from base 90 to 839 and encodes 249 amino acids. Lineage: Eukaryota; Metazoa; Porifera; Demospongiae; Suberitida; Halichondriidae.